GUGCGUCAGAUGACCCCGUUGACCUGACAAAAUGGCGACAGGAGUGUUUUCCGUACAUGCUGGAAGGUUUUUAGGGCGGAUUUUUUCUCCCAUGCAGACCAUAGAACGGCAGAUGGCAGCAGCGAGAAAAAGAUUCUACAAGAAUGUUUCCAUCAGUCAAUCUAAUGGCAUGUAUGAGAUCAACCUGGACAGGAGAAAGUUGAAAACACCAAUGAGUCGCCUGUUCUCUGUGCCCAGCGAGCCAAUCGCCAUCGCUGUUGCAACAGAAUGGGAGGCACAGCACAAAGAAAUCAAAAUGUCACAAAUGCACAUGACGCAGCUGUGUAAUACUGCCAUCGACAACCCAAGCAAGAAGACACCACAACAGAUAGUAGAUGACAUCUUGUCAUUCCUGGACACAGACACAAUAUGUUACAGAGAAGAGAGUCCAGUGGAGUUAGCUGAGCUAGAGGAGAGGGAAUGGGAACCACUGCUGGACUGGGUUAGACAGAGAUAUGAUAUCCAGUUACAAUCCAGCACCAGUAUCCAUGGUCCGACUAUUCCUAAAGCCACCAAGUCAACAUUAAAGAAACAUCUUCUACAUUACAACCACUGGUCUCUUGUGGGUGUGACAAGCUUGGUGGAGACUCUCAAGUCAGUGGUGCUGAGUCUCGCUCUCAUGGACAAACAUCUCACUGUGGAGAAGGCAGUUGCACUGGCCAGACUGGAGACAGAGUUUCAGAUUGUCAGAUGGGGGAAUGUGGAGUGGGCCCAUGACAUGGAGCUGACAGACCUGAGAGCCAGGGCAGCUGCCUCAGCACUCUUCAUCCACUACAACUCUGAACGGGUCUCCACAAAGGAAAAAGCUCCUUCCUGGAGCACAUAACUUCUGGUAGAUGACCCCCUACUGAUAACAGCCAUGUUUCUCUUCAAUUGUUUGGAAGUGUGAAGACAGUGAAACAAUUUGAUGAUAAUUGUUUUACUUCUGUUGUGACUAAUACAUUUAAGUGUGUCACUUAAGCCAAGUAGUGUCUACACCACCCUGAAACAUGUAAUGAUCGUGCAUGUACAUGUAUAACACAGAAGGACACUUGAUUCAAAUGAAAUAUGAUAGGAAGUAUUUCUGAAGAAAAUGAUCUUAGUUCUGAACAGGUCGGUGUUGUAUCUGAUGGGAAAUGGCAAGACAACAACAUCAACAAAACAACAUUGUGUUGACA
This is a messenger RNA of Branchiostoma belcheri (Belcher's lancelet), 1196 nucleotides long. RefSeq names its product ATP synthase mitochondrial F1 complex assembly factor 2-like. Gene Ontology annotation, biological process: mitochondrial proton-transporting ATP synthase complex assembly. Lineage: Eukaryota; Metazoa; Chordata; Leptocardii; Amphioxiformes; Branchiostomatidae. The transcript has 8 exons. The coding region runs from base 32 to 865 and encodes 277 amino acids. The record is from RefSeq and is a predicted model, not a curated record. Gene Ontology annotation, cellular component: mitochondrion.